Messenger RNA from Poecilia reticulata (guppy), 1616 nucleotides. RefSeq names its product SPG21 abhydrolase domain containing, maspardin (gene spg21). Lineage: Eukaryota; Metazoa; Chordata; Actinopteri; Cyprinodontiformes; Poeciliidae. Gene Ontology annotation, molecular function: CD4 receptor binding. Gene Ontology annotation, cellular component: cytosol; trans-Golgi network transport vesicle. The record is from RefSeq and is a predicted model, not a curated record.
AGGUACAAAAAGAGUCAUAAGACCAUAAGACCAGCCUCAAGAUAGAAAAAACAAGCAACCGUGACAUGGAUGAACACCUUCGGGCACCGUGACUCACCGCCACCCGUAGCAGGACGGCAGCAGCGGCGUGAAGUGGCGGCUCGACCCCUUUGAAUUUGUGGGCAGCGUUAGCAGCUAGCAGCGGGUUUUGUUCGGCUGGCUGUCCGGAGGAGAGGGAGCGCUUUCCGAGCUGAUUCAGUCCCGCCUGCAUGUGACAGCUCAGAUGGAGGAGAUCAAAGUGUCUCCUGACUACAACUGGUUCAGAAGCACAGUACCCCUGAAGAGAAUUAUUGUUGACGAUGACGACAGCAAGGUGUGGUCUCUGUAUGAUGCCGGCCCAAAAAGUAUCAGGUGUCCAAUCAUCUUCCUUCCUCCAGUCAGUGGGACUGCGGAGGUGUUCUUCCAGCAGGUGCAGGCCCUGACUAGCUGGGGGUACAGGGUCAUCUCGCUGCAGUAUCCGGUAUACUGGGACCUCAUGGAGUUUUGUGAUGGCUUCCGGAAGCUUCUGGAUCACCUUCAACUGGACAAGGUCCACCUGUUCGGGGCGUCUUUGGGAGGAUUCUUGGCUCAGAAGUUUGCAGAGUAUACUCACAAGUCUCCCAGAGUGCACUCUUUGAUCCUGUGUAACUCAUUCAGUGACACGUCCAUAUUUCACCAGACAUGGACUGCAAACAGUUUCUGGCUCAUGCCAGCUUUCCUACUGAAGAAGAUCGUCCUGGGAAACUUUGCUAAAGGACCUGUAGACCCUAAGAUGGCAGAUGCAAUCGACUUCAUGGUAGAUAGGCUGGAGAGUCUGAGCCAAAGCGAGCUAGCUUCAAGGCUAACACUUAACUGUCAGAACUCCUACGUUGAGCCUCACAAAAUAAAAGAUGUUGCUGUGACCAUCAUAGAUGUGUUUGAUCAGAGCGCCCUCUCACUGGAAGCCAAAGAAGAGAUGUAUAAACUGUAUCCCAAUGCUAGACGGGCACAUCUGAAAACCGGAGGAAACUUCCCAUAUCUGUGCAGGAGCGCUGAGGUCAAUCUUUACAUACAGAUUCACUUGCGUCAGUUCCAUGGAACCAGAUAUGCUGCCAUAGAUCCUGCCAUGGUAAGCGCAGAGGAGCUGGAGGUUCAGCGGAGCCACCUGAGCUACAAUCAGGACUCUGAGGACAACCAAUGAGCCGACGUUUCCCUGUAGUCUGGCUCACCAGGACACAUUGAUUCCUGAACUCAUUUCACACCGGGCUCCAGGGACUUUUCUGUGGAGUCUAACAUUCAAUCAAAAAUUCAACUAAGAAUGUUUUUAUUUGUCAGAUGAAGCAAUAUUUUCAUAUUGUCGUGUGGUACAUUACCGCUGCUUUGCUCUGGAAACCAUACACAACACAUUGCCUUAUGUGGAAUGAUUCUUGCACUCAUAAGCUGCCUGAAUGGUGUGUUCACAUCUGUUUGAAAGAGAAAUUGUAGUAGAUUGUGCCAGCUGUUAACAGAAUAUUGAACACACUGGAUAUACAAAGACACACUGUACGUCUAAACGUUUGUGUAAUUUACCAAUAUGAAUUUUGUUUUUUUGGAAUACAGUUUUUCUUUUUGAUUUCAUA